AUGGCGCAAGGAUCCGCGGCCAGCGCCACUUUCCUGCCAGUGGAUGAGAAGGUCGACUUCCCCAAGGAGGAGGAGGCGAUCCUGCGGCACUGGAAGGAGAUCGACGUGUUUCACACCGCCAACAAGCUUGCCAGCGGUAGGCCCAAGUUCACCUUCUACGACGGUCCGCCGUUCGCCACUGGGCUGCCGCACUACGGCCACAUCCUCGCGGGUACCAUCAAGGACGUGGUGACGCGGUAUGCGUACCAGACGGGCCACGAUGUGGAGCGCCGCUUCGGGUGGGACUGCCACGGGCUGCCCAUCGAGUACGAGAUCGACAAGCUGAACAACAUCAAGCACCUGAGCGACGUGCAGAAAAUGGGCAUCGGCGUAUACAACGAGAAAUGCCGGGAGAUCGUGAUGCGGUACUCGGGCGAGUGGAGGGAGAUCAUCGCCCGCACCGGUCGGUGGAUCGACUUCGACAACGACUACAAGACCCUGAACACCAGCUACAUGGAGACGCUGUGGUGGGUGUUCAAGCAGCUGUUCGAGAAAGGCGUGGUCUACCGCGGGUUCCAGGUGAUGCCGUACUCGCUGGCGUGCACGACUCCGGUGUCUAACUUCGAGGCUAACCUGAACUACAAGGACGUGACCGACCCCGCGGUGUACGUGGCGUUCCGUUGCGUCGACGAGCCCGUUGAGCUGGUGGCGUGGACGACCACCCCGUGGACGCUGCCGUCGAACCUGGCGCUGAUCGUGAACGCCGAGUUCGUGUACGUGGUGCUCCACCACGAGCAGCGUGGCGUGGACUACGUGGUGGCCGAGUGCCGUAUGGAGAGCUUCUGCAACGACGCGCGUCUGGUCGUGGACAAGGACGUCCGCGUGGUGCGCAAGCUGCAGGGUUCCGAGCUGGUCGGCAAGCGCUACGAGCCGCUGUUCGAGUACUACGCGUCGGAGCCCGGGUUCGACGAGGAGCAGCUGUCGCGGUCGUACGUGAUCGUGGGCGACAAGAUGGUCACCGCGGACGCGGGUAGCGGGAUCGUGCACGCUGCGCCGUACUUCGGCGAGGAGGACAUGAGGGUCUGCAAGCGCAACGGCGUGAUCCGCGGCGCGCUGCCCGAGCUCAUCGACGAGAGCGGCAACUUCAAGUCGCACCUGCAGCGGCUCGGCGGGAUGUACAUCAAGGACGCGGAUUCCGAGAUCAAGCGUAUGCUGAAGGAGCGCGGCCGCCUGGUGCACGCGGGCACCCUGGUGCACUCGUACCCCUUCUGCUGGCGCAGCGACACGCCCCUGGUGUACCGCGCCGUCAGCUGCUGGUUCAUCAAGGUGGAGGAGUACCGCGAGGACAUUCUGCGGUGCGUGGAGCAGACGCAGUGGGUGCCGCGCUUCGUCAAGGAGAAGCGCUUCCGCAACUGGAUUGCUGACGCCCGCGACUGGUGCGUGAGCCGCAACCGUUUCUGGGGCACCCCGAUCCCGCUGUGGGUCAGCGAGGACUACACUCAGGUGGUGUGCGUCGGGAGCAUCGAGGAGCUGGAGCGUCUCUCUGGCCGCAAGGUGAGCGACCUGCACCGUCACUUCGUGGACGAGAUCGAGAUCCCCGACCCGCGCGGCCCCGGGUUCAAGCCGCUGCGGCGCAUCCCUGAGAUUUUCGACUGCUGGUACGAGAGCGGUUCCAUGCCGUACGCCAAGAUCCACUACCCGUUCGAGAACAAGGAAAGCUUCCCGCAAUGCUUCCCCGCGGACUUCAUCGCGGAGGGCCUGGACCAGACCCGCGGGUGGUUCUACACCCUGAUGGUGCUGUCGACUCACCUGUUCGGCGCGCCCGCGUUCCGCAACAUCAUCGUGAACGGCCUCGUGCUUGCGAGCGACGGCAAGAAGAUGUCUAAGCGUCUGAAGAAUUUCGCUGACCCCGUGGAGGUCAUCAACCAGUACGGCGCGGACAGCGUGCGUCUGUACCUCAUCUCGUCACCCGCGGUGCGUGCCGAACCGCUUCGUUUCAUGACCGACGGCGUGCGAGGGAUCCUGAAGGACGUGAUCCUGCCGUGGUUCCACGCGUACCGGUUCCUGGUCCAGGAGGCGUCCCGUUUCGAGGUCGUGACCGGCCGCCGCUUCGUGCCCAGCGCCUCCGCCGCGGUCGACUCGUCGUGCGUGAUGGACCGGUGGCUGCACUCGAUAACGCAGCAGCUCAUCGAUGGCGUGCACCGUGAGAUGGGUGCGUACCGGCUGUACAACGUGCUUCCGCAGCUGCUGGCGUUCCUGGAGCAGCUCACUAACUGGUACAUCCGCAUCAACCGCGACCGCAUGCGUGGCGCGUUCGGCGAGGACGAGUCGUACGUGUCGUUGGCGUCGCUGUACUCGUCUCUGGACGCCUUCACGUGCCUGAUGAGCAUGUUCGCGCCGUUCACUUCCGAGAUGAUCUACGCCAACCUCAAGCGCGCCGCCCCCGGCAGGAUGGAGAGCAUCCACUUCGAGAUGCUGCCCCGCGUGAGCGGCGUUGUCGACGAGGAGAUAACCUUCAAGGUGCGCGUGAUGCAGCAGGUGAUUUUGCUCGGGCGCACGGUGCGCGAACGCCGCCGCGUGUCGCUGAAGACCCCGAUCGCUGGGCUGAAGGUGGUGCACGAGGACGAGCGCGUUUUGUCCGCCGUGCGCGAGCUGGAGGCGCUGGUGAAGGACGAGCUGAACGUGAUGAACGUGGAGCUUUCGAAGGACGUAUCGUGCAUCAGCUGCCAGAUCACGCCCAACUUCAAGGCUCUGGGCGCCCGGCUGGGCCAGGCGAUGAAGCCGGUGGCGGCCGCCAUUAAGGGCAUGAGCCAGGCCGAGAUCGCCCGGCUGGAGAGCGAGGGCAGCGCCGACGUGCUGGGCCACACCAUCACGCUGGACGACGUGGUCAUCAGCCGCCGCAUUGACGUCGGCGCGCUGUCGCACCCCGACAUCGACGGUGACUCCAACCGCGAGGUGGCGGUGCUGCUGGACUUCACGAGCGACGAGUCGCUGCGCUGGAAGGCGUGCGCCCGCGAGGUGGCGAACCGCGUGCAGAAGCUGCGCAAACAGCUGCGGCUGUCGGUGAACGACUCCAUCACCAUCUACGUGCAGCCGCACGGGGAGCUUGCGUUCGAGAAGCUGUCGCUGCAGACCGAGUACCUCGAGAAGACGCUGCGGCGCAGCGUGGUGGUGACCCGCGAGGUGCCCGCCGCGGGCAACGUGCACAGUGACACUUUCGAGCUCGGCGAGCAGCGUUUCUCCGUCGCCGUGGAGGUGCAUGAUCAGUAG
Molecule: messenger RNA, 3249 nt
Organism: Babesia bigemina
Lineage: Eukaryota; Apicomplexa; Aconoidasida; Piroplasmida; Babesiidae
Product: isoleucyl-tRNA synthetase family protein, putative
Exons: 4
Coding region: 1-3249 (1082 amino acids)
Biological process (GO): isoleucyl-tRNA aminoacylation
Molecular function (GO): tRNA binding; ATP binding; isoleucine-tRNA ligase activity
Source: RefSeq, a predicted model, not a curated record